AUUUACCUGGGACAGAUAGGUGAGAGGAUAAUGCUACCUGGAUGGAGGAGUGGGCAGAUAUAGUUUUUGAUUAGGGCCGGUAUUAGAAAGAUGACAGGUACUGCCUGAGUGGGUGGAGGAGAUAGGAGGGGUAUUAUUUGAGAAGGAUGGCAUAAGUAUACAUCUCGAUACUUGUUGAUGUACAUCAUGACUUUCCAGCUGCUCAACUGACUUUGAUCUCGUCAUCCAUGGAGCCUCCGCCGCGUUAUGCGAACUCCCCAUAUGUUUCAUAUCCAUCUGCUCCUCACCAACCAGGGGUUCAUGGGACGUACUACCAGCCAUACACCAUACAGCCAGAACCUCCUGCACCCCACUAUGUUAUUGAGAGACCCCCAUCAAAUAAAUUCCCGUUCCUUUCGUGCUUCUCCAGGCGGGGGACCACCGCUUUUAUCUUCAUUGUUGCAAUCGUUGUGCUAAUUGGGUUAGGUCUGAUCGCUGCAUAUAAACUGGAUGCAUUUAAUGGCUCAUCAAGUUCAUCCAUUCCUAGAGAAAGCUGUUUUCCCAACAAAACUCUUUGUAAUGGAAUUGCUGAGUGUGCACGAGGAGGGGACGAGAUGGGUUGUGCAAGGUUCCGGUGGGAUAAUUCCUUGCUUCAGAUCAUGUCUCGUACACAAGAGAAUCUCUGGCUGCCUGUAUGUGCCAACAAGGUCAAUAGCAACUUUGCAGCAUAUGUGUGCCAACGCUACGGCUUCCUAGGUACUCCCAUUACACAAUCUGUGACGAUGCCUGACAAUCCCAGCAAUAUAGGGAUGGUCAGCAAUGGAGCAUCUAACAGCAUCCAGGGCAGCGUAGACCGGGCUACUUGUCCUGAUCAGCAAUACUUGUCUCUUAAAUGCUCCGAUUGUGGAAAUAGGAAGAUGAGUCGAAUUAUUGGGGGUACAGAAGCUUCCCAGGGGAAGUGGCCUUGGCAAGUCAGUCUACAACUGCAAGUGGGUUCGGGAUUCGCUCAUGUUUGUGGAGGGACCCUCAUCAAUAAUCAGUGGGUGCUGGGUGCAUCGCACUGCUUCACAGAUAACCCGUCCCCGAGCCAGUGGAGAGUGUAUGCUGGAGCAAAUAAUUUGAAUGACCUUCGCGCCUAUUCUUCAGUCAAAAUCAUUGUUAGAAAUGAGAAUUACAAUACGGGCACUGAUGAUUAUGAUAUUGCUCUGAUGAAACUAAAGAACCCAUUCACCUAUUCGGCUGCUAUCCAGCCGGCCUGCCUCCCCAUGACUGGUAAGUCAUUUAACCCAGGUUUGAAGUGCUGGAUCAGUGGAUUUGGUAAAACAGUAGUAUCUUCAGAUGACACUUCGCCAGUCCUGAUGGAGGCUGAGGUGUCAAUUAUCAGUACCCAGGUUUGUAAUGCAGCGGAUGUUUAUGAUGGAUCGAUUACCCCGAGAAUGAUGUGUGCUGGGGAUCUGAGAGGAGGCACAGACUCGUGUCAGGGGGACAGUGGGGGACCCCUGGUGUGUCAGAGUGACAAUGCUGGACCCUGGUUUAUCGCUGGAGUGACAAGUUGGGGAACUGGAUGCGGGCAAGCCAAGAAGCCGGGUGUAUACAGUCGUGUCACAGAGUUCACUCCGUGGAUCUACAGCCAGAUGGAGCUGGCACGAGAUUCGUGACCUCAGAUCGGGACAGUUGAGAAAGUGGAAGUGGACUUGCUUGAGCUAUAACGGCACGGUCAUUACAGACACAUGCACUGGAGAGGAAGAAAUGGGAUAUUAUGUAUCAAGAAAAAAUUAAAAUAUCCCACGAAGACACUGUGAUUCCCUGCACCAAAACAUUAACGUGUUGCAGUUCUUCUCACUGUAAUGUAACCAAGAACCAUGCUAGCUUUGG
Messenger RNA from Pelobates fuscus (common spadefoot toad), 1854 nucleotides. RefSeq names its product transmembrane serine protease 13 (gene TMPRSS13). The coding region runs from base 228 to 1637 and encodes 469 amino acids. NCBI's taxonomy places the organism in Eukaryota, Metazoa, Chordata, Amphibia, Anura, Pelobatidae. Gene Ontology annotation, biological process: proteolysis. The transcript has 13 exons. Gene Ontology annotation, molecular function: serine-type endopeptidase activity. Gene Ontology annotation, cellular component: membrane. The record is from RefSeq and is a predicted model, not a curated record.